AUGCUCAGAAAACAUAAUUGGGCAAAUACAGCAAAAGCAAGAGCCUAUUAUAUUAGCUUCUAUAACAGUAUGUGGUUGGUAGCAAAUGAUAUUAUCAUUGGAUUAGCUAUUGGAUCAUUCUUAAAAGCAAAUCAUACAGUAAUGGCUAAUGAAUUACACAAGAUUCUUCAUACAUACACAGUUGAAUCGAUUCAGUCUAUGAUGUUGUGGUUUUUAGAAUCACCAGCUGGUCUUAAGCUUAACCAUGAACUAGGAAGUUUUCUUAGCGAACUAUUUCUUUGGCUUAUCGGGUUAUGGACGCAUUUUGCAGCACGCAUAUUUAACUGGCAGCUUGUCAUUUUGGGUUCUUUAUUUAAUCUGUUUAGAGGCAAAAAGCGAAAUAUAUUACGAAAUCGUAUCGAUUCGUGCGAUUAUGAUCUUGAUCAGCUUUUAUUGGGAACGAGCCUUUUUACUUUAUUAACUUUUUUGUUUCCUACCGUUUUGGUUUAUUAUCUAACAUUUGCUUUGGGUCGAGUUGGUAUUAUUUUUCUUCAAGCUGUUAUGGAAACUAUUUUAGCUUUCUUUAACCACUUUCCUUUGUUUGCAAUCAUGUUACGAAUUAAAGAUCCUCAUAGAUUACCAGGUGGGCUCAAGUUUGAAAUAUUUAAGCAUGAUUAUUUUCUAUUAGAGCAUCAUAAUAUAUCUUAUAAAGUUAAACAGUUUUGGGUUAGAACCAAGAAAGAAAAUAAAAUAAACAAAAGGUCAUUAAAGAAAAAAAUGGUUACGUUUAAUAUUCCAAGCAGCAACAGCUCUUCCACAAAACACAAAAUACCAACACACACUGCUACUGCUGAAGGAGCUUAUCUUUGGAUGCGUAAUAUGCCAAUUCCUAUGGGCGCUAUUUUUUUUCAAUAUAUGCUUCUUUGGAAGAGAUUAAGUGCACAUUAUUUUUCUGCUUAUGUUUUCAAGUGUUUACUUUAUGGUGAAUCUAUCAAACCUAUUCCAAAAUUACAGGUAAUGUCUAUUUUUUUUUUUUUUUUAUACUGUAACAUAUAA
Messenger RNA from Cokeromyces recurvatus, 1035 nucleotides. Its product is annotated as N-acetylglucosaminyl transferase component-domain-containing protein. The record is from RefSeq and is a predicted model, not a curated record. Gene Ontology annotation, cellular component: membrane; endoplasmic reticulum. The coding region runs from base 1 to 1035 and encodes 344 amino acids. Gene Ontology annotation, biological process: GPI anchor biosynthetic process. NCBI's taxonomy places the organism in Eukaryota, Fungi, Mucoromycota, Mucoromycetes, Mucorales, Mucoraceae. The transcript is spliced from 6 exons.